Molecule: messenger RNA, 606 nt
Organism: Scheffersomyces coipomensis
Lineage: Eukaryota; Fungi; Ascomycota; Pichiomycetes; Serinales; Debaryomycetaceae
Exons: 1
Coding region: 1-606 (201 amino acids)
Source: RefSeq, a predicted model, not a curated record
AUGGCAUUCAAAUCAGAAGCUUCAAAGUUUCAAGCGGAAGCUGCUGUCAACAAGCUACUCUCCAAUAUAAUCCCGUCUUUACCAACAUCUCAAAAGACAUCUAGAAAGAGUCAAACCAAUAAAAAGAAAAUCAAUGCUCCUACAUCAACCCAAUUACUUGCUAACCAAUUAGAUAGUACAACUACCAGUAUAAAUACCAGAAAGUUAAAGAAACAAAAGCAAUCUAAAAUAAAGAAACAAGUCGAACUGGAUAAGAAGUUUAACAAAUUCAUAAAGUAUAAUAUCAUCACUAAUAAAUCAAAUCCAUCUAUUGAAGAAGGGAAAUAUAUAAAGAAAUUAAUUAAACGUAAUAUAAAUCAAAUCAAAAUGGCUAGUGAAUUUUCUAAUGAUCAAGUCGAAGAUGAAAUAAAUGAUAUAAGGUCAAGCUUAGUCGAAACUAUUACUAAUAAAAAUUCAAAAAGACUCAGAAAGAAGAGAGUUAAUGGUAGUAAAGAAGAUACUCUCUUUAAUGAUUUCAAUGAUAAGGUUAAAAAGGGGUUUAUUUCAUAUCCUGGUUUGACUCCUGGUUUGGCUCCUAUAGAUUAUAACGAAGAAGAUUCUGAUUAG